Eurytemora carolleeae is the source of this 804-nucleotide messenger RNA. RefSeq lists its product as uncharacterized. Lineage: Eukaryota; Metazoa; Arthropoda; Copepoda; Calanoida; Temoridae. The record is from RefSeq and is a predicted model, not a curated record.
GUUCAUGCUAAAAAUGGUGGAAGUAACUCCAUCAGGGGCCGAUCUGGUACAGGAGUAGUCGAAGGAAAAGGAGGAAAUGGAGGAACUUCGGAAGAAGAAAAAGUUGUGCACACAGAUGGUUUAAGCUGGUGGGGAAUCCUUCUCCUAACUCUUGCAAUUGUAAUCUUCAUUUUCAUCAUUGUCAAGUGCUGCGUAGAAUUUCAGGAUGCUUACUUUGGAGGAGGGAGGAAGGUUUGCUAUCUCUGUCUGGAUAAGAUUAGGAUCCAGGAUUGGAACUCAGGAGAGCACAGGAGACAGUGUGCUUUCAGGUAUGCUUCUGAUCUGACUAACCUGCUUCAGCAUGAUAGAGUUAAAUGUCCCAAAUGUGAAUCAAGACUCAGAUUGUGGCCGGAGGGCAGAGGACCAUCUUUCUCUUGUGAUUCAGACGACUCACUGGAGUGUGCAGAUAAAGGAAGUCAGAUAAAAAACAAUGGUAAAAACAGGUACAACUGCUUCCUGUGUGACUAUGAUCUGUGUGAAUCUUGUGUUCAAAAAAUGUCGGAAAAAUUGGAGAAAAGUGAUUGUAUAUCUGUACACUGGUCAAAUCAUGGAUCAUCUAGAAAAUCAUCCAGUAGUGAGUUUGCUCAGCAAGUUUCGGCUGAAUUGCUCAGAAAGUGUUCAAAGGACGGCACUAUUAGAAUUGAUUUUGUAAAUGAUGGAAAACGCCGGUAUUCAAAGGACACACAUAGUAAUGAUCAAAGACGGUUUUCUCAUGAGAUCAGAAAGGAAGCAAGACGACCCUCACACGCAGGUUUAGUAUUUUAG